ACUUGAAAUUAACUUCUUCCCAUAGAAUGUCACACACAGUUUUUAACUGUUUUUGACGUAAAUAAAUAAAUGAAACCCCAAAAUGGAUUGAAAUAUUGUAAAAAAUAAAAUUUUGUCUGUUUCUAUGGUUGUUUGUUCAGUAUUUGAAAGGAUGUAUUACCAUCUUGCAUUUGCACACCAUUUCUACCGAACUUCAAUAUUGUGAAGUACUGAUAAAAUUAUAUCAUUAACAAAUUGAACGUAAUAAAUAAUAAUAGUUCAAACCCUCUGGUAAGAGUUCAAUAGAGGUAUUACAUUUUUUUUUUUUUUGUUUUCUAUUUAUUAAUAGCAUGGAGACUUUGUGUUUGUUACCUGAUCUUAGAAUGAAGUCAGUAAAAGUUGCUGCUUUUGUCUGAUUUGAUUUUGCAUUCUUUGCGUUGACAUAACGGUGCUUUAACUGAUAUGGUCUGAGUGAUUUGGUAGGCAUCAAAUAAAGCUUUGACAUUGAGUUUCUGAUACGUAAGUUCAUCAUUAUCCCAUUUGACUCUUUUUUUUCCUUUUCUCACCUUAAUAUAUUUAACAGAAAAACAUGAAUUAAAACCAUCAGUCCAAUAAUUUAUGACAAUUAAAGCCAUUAUUUACAUUGUCUAAACAUUCAUAAAUAACAUUCUUGUUGUGAUUUUCUAUUACUUGCUAUAACAUUGCUAAAACAAAUAGUUUUCUUCAUUGUAUUUGCAUUUUAGAGCUUUUGUUACAAUUAUUAAUAUUUUAAGAGGUAGGAAUUAUGACAUGACAUUUCACUUAAUCGUGUAAGUGGUGAAAGUAUUGUUCAGACGUAAAAUGACAUUGCUGUGUGGAGUUGCACUCAAUCUGCUUGAUAUUUAAAAUUACUAAAAAGCUUUCAACUUACGUGCAGCAGAGUAGCAUCUAUUCUUGUAUUGCAAGAUUUGUAAAGUGAUAAGGGCCAAGAAAACUAAUUUGGUGAUUUUACUUGUGAGGUACUGUAAUCAAGUAUAGACCAUGACAACUUAUGACGAUGAGCUCAUGUGGAAACAGUACAAACAAAUUAGUUAUUAUUUAGAUAUUACCUGGAGAGUAGUUUUUGACAUGAACAUCACUAGAGCAGAAAAUCUUUUCACUUCUGAUAAACCUUUCAGAAUAGAAAUUAAAAUGGGACAAUAUAACAUUUCUCAAGCUUCGUCCUCUAUCACAUACGUCAAGUUGUCAUACUUGCAUGAUCCUGCUGUUCAUGAUAACCUCAAAACAGACGGCCAUGAGCAGCACGUCGAGGCAGCCCUUGAAGUAGUCGGUGGUGAAGCAGUUCUUCCUGCAAAAAAAGCAGCGGCGGCGGCGGCGCCGGUCAGCGCGGGAGAGGCAGCCAGCGAGCGGCGAGGCCCGACUGAAAGAGUGUAUAAAAGUGUACAUCGUGAAUAUAUUGAAAGUUAUGAAACCACAUUAGCUGAUAAAUUAAGUACAGCAAAGAGUAAAGUGUAUCAAAAAUACAAACAAACAAACAAAAAACAGAAGUCUCUAUUGUAUUUUCAAAUAAUCAACCUAACUUACUUUCAAAAUUAA
This is a messenger RNA of Gryllus bimaculatus (two-spotted cricket), 1554 nucleotides long. The record is from the annotation of a GenBank genome assembly. NCBI's taxonomy places the organism in Eukaryota, Metazoa, Arthropoda, Insecta, Orthoptera, Gryllidae.